This is a messenger RNA of Pyrenophora tritici-repentis Pt-1C-BFP, 1395 nucleotides long. Its product is annotated as galactosyl transferase GMA12-MNN10 family protein. The record is from RefSeq and is a predicted model, not a curated record. Gene Ontology annotation, biological process: protein N-linked glycosylation. Gene Ontology annotation, cellular component: Golgi membrane. Gene Ontology annotation, molecular function: glycosyltransferase activity. NCBI's taxonomy places the organism in Eukaryota, Fungi, Ascomycota, Dothideomycetes, Pleosporales, Pleosporaceae.
AUGCCGGAUUUUGACGACCAGCACAAGCAACUCGCUCUCGAACGCAGAGCAUCAUGCUCCCAGCACGCACCCUUUCCCACAGAAGAGAGCCGUCGCGUCGCUUUGGCAACUAUAUCAACGGGCAAACGCAUCCCCGCAUACGACGGUGCGAUCCAAACCCAAAUGUUCCAUGCAGCCGUUCACGGAACAUCAGCGCAUGUCCUUUGCGAAGAUCUCGCCCCUGGCGCCUGGAACAAGAUCGCCUACCUCCAGCAUCUCACUCUGACUGAGCUACUCAAGCCAGAAGAUGAGCGGCUAGAGUGGAUCUUGUGGAUAGAUCGCGACGCCAUCGUCCUCGAUGCAUGCCGUCCUCUAUCGUCCUUCUUGCCCCCAAACAGUCCCGAAUUCGACAAGUACCACAUCAUCACGAACCACGAUAUGAACGGUCUAAACGCCGGUGUUUUUCUUUUUCGAGUGAACAAAUGGUCAUCCAUGUUCUUCUCUGCUGUCCUGGCAUACCCCCUAUACUAUCCAGACGUAGAUCUCGGUUUCGCGGAGCAAACCGCCAUGCAGUUAGUCCUUUCUUCGGCUGAAUGGAAGGACCAUCAAGCCAUUGUUCCGCAACAUUGGUUCAACUUAUACCCGGAUGGAGAUCAGAGCGUCCCUGCCUACAUUUCAGGUGUGGAGAGGCCGAACCUGGAGUCAUGGCGUGUGAGGAGAGGAGAUUUUGUACUACACUUCGCAGGAAAUAAUGAAAGGGAGAAGAUCAUGUUGGACUGGUAUGAUCUGCUGGCAGAGACUGGGAACAUUUGGGAAACUGGUGUAACGAGGGACAUCACGGCGGAGAUUAAACAAUACUGGGAUCAUCUCGGGCAUGCUAGCAACGAUGAGAAGAAACCCCCUAAGCAAGAGUACGCGCCGGUUCUAAAAGGACCGAAGAAGCAGCCGAAGCCUCCAAAGGAGGAGAGGCCUACAGAGGUAGAGAACAAAAAGCCUCCGAAAGAACAGCACAAGAAACCCACAGAAGAGAAAAAGCCUCAAAAAGAAGAGUACAAGAAACCUACAGAAGAGAAAAAGAAACCUACAGAAGGAGAGUACAAGAAACCUACACAAGGAGAGUACAAGAAACCUACACAAGGAGAGAACAAGAAACCUGCACAAGGAGAGAACAAGAAACCUGCACAAGGAGAGAACAAGAAACCUGCACAAGGAGAGAACAAAGAGCCUCAGAAAGAAGUGGGCAAGAAUGGCGCUGGGGAUGCAAAGGAUUCCGCAGCACUCGCCGAAUGCUUCAUCACCGGCGCAAAAGGUGGCACUGAGCCACACGUCACAAGGGAAUGCCGGUAUUGCACGGACGGGUAUACGUAUUCCUCGGGAAAGGUGAAGAUGGAAGCACUUCAUGGAAGCAGGUUCUAG